UUCUGCUAUCCGGUUUUGGGGUUGGUGCGUCGAAGUGCGCCCAGCAGCCUGAACUUCCGGGGAAAUCCCCUUCCCUUUCUCUUAAUUGUUAGAUUAUCUAGUCCUUAAAGGUGCUGCUUAAGAAACUACUGUGAUGAGCUUGGGGAACGCACAGAUCGCACCGUGCGACCUGUGCUAAGUCCCUCUGACGUGUCCUGCCCAGCGCCUGACGCGUAGCAGUGUCCAGUGAGUUACUGACUGAAAAAGGCAGGAACUAGAUAGCAGGAAGAUGGGUACAAAGUGCGAAGGACAACUGUGGAGAAUUAACGCCUUAUUUAUGUUGCUUGAAGUGUAAUCUCUCUUCUAAACCUCAAGUCCUGUUCAUGAGAGUUGGGGUCUAUUGUUUUGUACUAGUACCAGGCUCAAGGAGGAAAGUGUAUUUAGAGUCUGGGGAGAGCAAACGAUGGAGUCUUGUUAGGCUUGUUUCUGGUGCUGGGGACAUAAAACUCACCAAAGAUGGCAACGUGCUGCUCCAUGAGAUGCAAAUUCAACAUCCAACAGCUUCCUUGAUAGCAAAAGUAGCAACUGCCCAAGAUGACAUUACAGGAGAUGGUACCACUUCAAAUGUUCUAAUUAUUGGAGAGUUAUUAAAACAAGCCGAUCUUUACAUUUCUGAGGGCCUGCACCCUAGAAUAGUAGCAGAAGGAUUUGAAGCUGCAAAGACAAAAGCACUUGAGGUUUUGGAAGAAGUUAAAGUAAAAAAGGAGAUGAAAAGAGAGAUCCUCUUAGAGGUGGCCAGAACAUCUCUGCAGACGAAAGUUCAUGCUGAACUGGCUGAUGUGCUAGUAGAGGCUGUGGUGGAUUCAGUUUUGGCAGUUAGAAGACCAGGUUAUCCUAUUGAUCUUUUUAUGGUGGAAAUCAUAGAGAUGAAGCAUAAAUCAGAAACAGAUACACAGUUGAUCCGAGGAUUAGUUUUGGAUCAUGGUGCCCGUCAUCCAGCAAUGAAGAAGAGGGUUGAAGAUGCAUUUAUCUUCACUUGCAAUGUAUCACUAGAAUAUGAAAAAACAGAAGUGAGCUCUGGUUUCUUUUAUAAGACGGCAGAAGAGAAAGAGAAAUUGGUAAAAGCUGAAAGAAAAUUUAUUGAAGAUAGAGUACAAAAAAUAAUAGACCUGAAAGACAAAGUCUGCUCUGGUUCCAAUAAGGGAUUUGUUGUCAUUAAUCAAAAGGGAAUUGACCCAUUUUCCUUAGAUACUCUUGCAAAACAUGGAAUAAUAGCUCUUCGCAGAGCAAAAAGAAGAAAUAUGGAAAGACUCACUCUUGCUUGUGGUGGAAUGGCUGUGAAUUCUCUUGAAGACCUUGAUAUAGAUUGCUUGGGACAUGCUGGUCUUGUAUUUGAGUAUACAUUAGGUGAAGAAAAGUUCACUUUUAUAGAGGAUUGUGUUAACCCUCGUUCUGUUACCUUGUUGAUCAAGGGACCAAAUAAGCAUACCCUCACUCUAAUCAAGGAUGCCGUAAGAGAUGGGCUUCGUGCUGUUAAGAAUGCCAUUGAAGAUGGCUGUGUGGUCCCAGGGGCUGGUGCAGUGGAAGUGGCAAUAGCUGAUGCUCUUGUUAACCACAAACCCAGUGUGAAAGGAAGAGCUCGUCUUGGAGUCCAGGCCUUUGCUGACGCCUUGCUCAUUAUUCCCAAGGUUCUUGCUCAGAAUUCUGGUUUUGACCUGCAGGAGACACUAGUAAAAGUUCAGACUGAGCAUUCAGAAUCAAAGCAACUUGUUGGCAUAGAUUUGAAUACAGGAGAACCAAUGUUAGCAGAAGAUGCAGGAAUCUGGGAUAACUAUUGUGUGAAAAAACAACUUCUUCACUCUUGCACAGUGAUUGCCACCAACAUUCUCCUGGUUGAUGAAAUUAUGCGAGCAGGGAUGACUUCACUCAAAGGGUGAUUGAAUUCAAAAUCAGCUCUUCUAGAAGACAAGAUUUAGUGCACCUUACAUCCAAUUGCUGUUGUAUAGCCUGAUCCAGUCUUAACUUUUACAAAAUAAAGGCAGUUUAUCUCUUUGGUUUCAAAAAUAUUUCAUCACGGUAUAUAAAGAACACAAUACAUAUUUUCAGGAUAAAGGAAUAAUAAUGGAAAUAUUUUUCCUUAGAGUCUUUAACUUCUCACCUUGUACUGUAUGCCUUUGCUUUUUUCAUGAAAUCUGUUACGAUUCUUCAGCUUUCUGGAAAACUUUUUGUUAAUCAUAUAUGGAGUACAGGUUGUAGAGCACCCAAGUCAGGUUACAGUUUUCCAAAGGAUAUUAAUGUAGUGAGACAAAAUGUUUUAUUUUUCUCUCAAAAGCCCUCAAGUAACUUCUUGCUACCACUCUUUCCCUUAUAAAUAUGGCAUCAUCAUAUGAAUGUAGCUUUGGGUGUAUUAAUUUACAACACCUAGUUGUUUAGUGUAUAGUUUAUUAUAUUUUACCUGGAUCUUUGGUAGAUACGAUUCUGUACAUGCUUAACAACCCUGGCCACAGUGCUUUGAUAGCUCUCUGACUAAAUGGAGCGGUAGUCCCAUCUGGAAAGGUGCAGAUUGUUAGUGUCAACUCUGGGAUACACAGGUAUUCCUUGUUUAACGAACUACCUGUUUAACAACUGUUCAGAUUUACGACUGAGACAUGCUGUUUGGGCUUAUGACUUGUGGGAGCUUUUUGUACAGUUCAGUACAUCUUGUCUAUAGAGGGUAGGGGUACAGUAUACCUUGUUUAUACAGUAUUGCAAUUUUUGCUGAUUGUACAAUAUAGUACAGUACUAUAGUUUUAUGUUCUGUUAUAUAUUAUAGUACUGCAUGUAAGCAUUAUGCAAAUAAAAGCAAAGUCAUCAAACUGGCA
Molecule: messenger RNA, 2840 nt
Organism: Cavia porcellus (domestic guinea pig)
Lineage: Eukaryota; Metazoa; Chordata; Mammalia; Rodentia; Caviidae
Gene: Cct6b
Product: chaperonin containing TCP1 subunit 6B
Exons: 14
Coding region: 363-1916 (517 amino acids)
Biological process (GO): protein folding
Cellular component (GO): chaperonin-containing T-complex
Molecular function (GO): ATP binding; ATP-dependent protein folding chaperone; ATP hydrolysis activity
Source: RefSeq, a predicted model, not a curated record